Molecule: messenger RNA, 2432 nt
Organism: Hypomesus transpacificus
Lineage: Eukaryota; Metazoa; Chordata; Actinopteri; Osmeriformes; Osmeridae
Gene: ankrd33bb
Product: ankyrin repeat domain 33Bb
Molecular function (GO): protein binding
Source: RefSeq, a predicted model, not a curated record
UUUUAAAACUUUCCUACAGACACAAAGGAGUAGGAGACAUAGGAGCUAAUCUAUCUACAGAAAGAUUGGAACUUGGAAGAACUUUUUUUAAUGGGACAUCUUUGAUGAUCGAGAUUUAGAAGAAGAGAUGGAUUUUCAAGAAGUCUACAGGACUACUGGUUGCUAGUUGGCGUCAGUUACACAAGGAUAAUGAGAAUCUGCGUCAACAUUGUGGUUGACAGGUUGGUAAAGCCUGGUGGAUGUAAAGAAGUCCUGAACCAUUAUCAUCGCUUCUGAAAGGAAGGUUUCUGAACCAUUACAAUGGAUGUUCCAUACCUCAUAAUGUCCGUUGAACGUUUAAGAGAUAUUGGAGAGUGCUAUGUUGUGCUGUGUUGCUUCUGACCUCGUUUGAACCUGUGUGACCGUGAACAUUGUAGCAUUCUCGAAAUUCUAGGGUUCAAGUGUUUCGCUCAAGCGGUGGGGCCCGGGAUUGACGGUUUGAAUGGUGCGGAUCACGGACGACCCAGGAGGUGGGGGGACUCCUGCAAAGGUGCAUCUGAAUGGCAUGUCUGGCCGGGCCAGGGUGGGGGUGACCCUGGGAACCUGCAAGGGCCCUGACGAGGACGAGGGCCCAGAACAGCCCCUCUCGGACGAAGACGACUGCUCCAGCGAUGAAGACCCCGGCGAGGCCGACGACAACGACUACGACGACGACGACGAUGACAUCUAUCAGGAGUUUGAGGAGUUUGACUUUGAUUCCUUACCGGAUCUCCCCCCUGACCGCCAGAGCAUCGCCUCCGAUGACUCCUUCUACCCUCUGGAUGACUCGCUGGAGAACCAGGGGAACACCUACCUGUUCUCACAGCCCAUCCAUGAGAGCCCUGAAUCCGUGUCCUUCUUCAAGGCCUGCAGCAACAACAAUACCAUCAUUGUGAAGAUCAUGAUACGGCAAGGCUUGACGCAGGAAGAGGUCAAGGAAACGGACAAAAACGGAAGAUCUGGGUUGAUGAUGGCCUGUUACCAAGGUUACGUGGAUGUGGUUAUUGCUCUUGCUUCUUGUCCUUACAUUGACAUCAACUGGCAAGACAACGAGGGCAACACAGCCCUCAUCACAGCUGUUCAAGCAGGACACGUCAUGAUCACCAACUACUUACUCAACUACUUCCCUGGCCUGGACUUAGAGAGGAGGAACUGUCACGGCUUCACAGCCAUGAUGAAGGCUGCCAUGCAGGGCAGGGCUGAGUGUGUCAGGGCUCUCAUGAUGGCAGGCGGAGACGUGGAGGCCCGCGACUACGGCCGGAAGAUGACCCCGCGGGAGUGGGCGCUGUUCACCAGCCGCUACGACACGGCCGCCCUGAUGACACGGCUGAUGGAGCAGCCGUGUGCCGAGCAGUUCUGCGACACCUACCGGCUGGAGUGGCCACUCCUGGAGGAGCUGGUGGCCCACACCCAGGAGCCCAAGUCCUGCUGGCGCCGCAUCUCCCAGAAGGCCAUGGACUGCUGCUCCUUCAACCUCCGCACCAAGACCAACGCGGUGGAGGACGGAGUCCUCGACCACACGGUCCGCAUCACCACCAGCCUGGUCAGCCCUCUCGUCGCCCCCGUGUGCCGCUCGGUGGCAUCGGGCAGCCCGCCGUGCGUGGGGAAGCGCCGCUUGGCCGUGCAGGAGAUCCUGAGGAAGCAGCAGGCUCAACAACUACAAGAGACUGUUCCAGAACUCCCGCGUGCUCCUGGUGCCCAAGAAGACGGACCGGCGGUCCAGCCUGCAGCCGCAGGUCCUCCGGGACAUGGGGGAAGUGGUGUGGCGUCGACGGUGGCGCUGCGCCGCACCAGCCUUCUGCCGCUCCACCUGGUGAGACGGAGCAGCGUGCGGCCGGGCAUGGUGGUGCCCAAGGUGAGGCUUUGCAAGGCUCCGGAUAACGCCAACCACAUGGAGAAGCAGCGCAAGAGCAGGGAAAAGAGCCACCUGCAGAUCCCCAAGUGGAAUUACAAGGCCAUAAAGGAGGAGAGGAGGAGGGCGGAGGAGGACCGACAGAGACGGACGCCUUCGAACAGGAGGAGGUGAGGGAGGAUGGGGAGAGGAGAGACGUGGAGAGAAGGAGCUGGAGUGGACUAGUCCACAAGAGGACACUUCAGACUAUUCAACUUUUGACCUACUCAGGCAGCUGUCUCGCUCACACACAUACUCUCGGUCUUGGUCUUUCACAAAUGGACAGGCCACCUUAGACCUCCAUAUGUUUACUGAGUGACGUGGCAUGUUUUGUUUGAGGCAGGUUUACCGUGCCCCUUUAAAUCCUGUAGCUCUGGUAUUCUUUGGUGAACAACAAACUGACAGACCUGGAUUUUUGUGGACCUCAUACAACCGCGUCAACUGGAAGAAAGAAAGCAGUUUUCCGUUUGUGCUACUUAUCAUUUGAUUGUUCUCAAUGGGAGGAACUAAUACUUGAACUUGG